Molecule: messenger RNA, 1039 nt
Organism: Musa acuminata AAA Group (dessert banana)
Lineage: Eukaryota; Viridiplantae; Streptophyta; Magnoliopsida; Zingiberales; Musaceae
Product: deSI-like protein sdu1
Exons: 4
Coding region: 79-819 (246 amino acids)
Biological process (GO): protein deubiquitination
Molecular function (GO): deubiquitinase activity
Source: RefSeq, a predicted model, not a curated record
GGGGGAAAGAGAGAGGGAGUGUCGGGUAGAGGGAGAAGUAGCGGGGGAGAGAGGUUGGUAGAAGGGGAUUGGGGGAGGAUGAAGGAGGUGGUGCUGCACGUGUACGACGUGACGAACAGCGGAUCGGAGAAGACGAACAACACCAUCCUCCAGAUCAACCGCAUCUUCAAGGAUCGCAUCGGCCUCGGCGGCAUCUUCCACAGCGCCAUUCAGGUUUUUGGAGAUGAAGAAUGGUCUUUUGGGUUUUGCGAACAAGGUUCUGGAGUUUUCAGUUGUCCACCAGGUAGAAAUCCUAUGUAUACCUACCGUGAGCGUAUUAUCCUGGGGGAAACAAAUUGUUCCAUUUUCAAAGUAAAUCAGGUUCUAAGAGAGCUUGGCCAAGCAUGGCCAGGACAUUCAUAUGAUCUUUUAUCUAAGAACUGCAAUCACUUUUGUGAUUCCUUCUGCGAAAGGCUAGGUGUUCCAAAGAUUCCAGGUUGGGUCAAUCGCUUUGCUAAUGCUGGUGAUACUGCAAUGGUAGUUGCAGGGAAUGCAGCAUUCCGGCUGAGGCAAGCAAAAACAGAAAUUGUCACCGCCAGCAAAGUGGCAUACCGAUUUAUGGCUGGUCUAGCCUCAAAUUCCCAGGCCACUCCAGAGUCCCUGACCAAUUCGAACAGAGGCAGCCCUCGAUUUCAGGGUGUAUGGUUCAAAAACUUGAUGUCUGUUGGUGCCAAGCCAUCUAGUAGUACUUCAGAGAUUCCAGAUGAAACUGAUGAUGCUCCAUUGCACCGCCAAAAUUCUUCAGAACAGUUGCAGCAUAUUUCAAGACAAAAUAGUUGAUAAUGUUGUACAAGAAAUGAAUUUGUACCAGUGUACCAACAGCCAAAUGAUUAUUUACACAACUAGACAUGUUAUUAAUGUAUCACAUUGUAAAUCUUUGGUUCCUAGAGUUCUUCAGAUUGUCUUUGCAGGAAAAAAAGAUAUUUCUAGCAUUGUUUUGUACCAAAUACUUGGGAGUUUACCCUCAUUUUAUCAUUUUGAAUAUUUAUGCCCGAUCUCA